Messenger RNA from Verticillium dahliae VdLs.17, 1102 nucleotides. RefSeq lists its product as uncharacterized. NCBI's taxonomy places the organism in Eukaryota, Fungi, Ascomycota, Sordariomycetes, Glomerellales, Plectosphaerellaceae. Bases 731 to 1087 code for a protein of 118 amino acids. The transcript has a single exon. The record is from RefSeq and is a predicted model, not a curated record.
UCGUCAAGGCUCGACUGUGUGUAUUUCGCUGAUGACUAAGUUCAUCGAUGUGGCCUGAGACGUGAAUUUCGCUGCCACUCAGGACCCUGAAGCUUCCAUGUCGUGGUCGUGUCCGCUGCCUGCUCUUUUGUCCCAGACUUGAUGACCCCACGAGUCGCGGUCCCAGGGAGGACGUCAGGUUGAACGCCGAUGGACGGCGUCUCUUGCCAUUUCCCGCAGGCUCGUACCGCAGGCUGUGAUCGGUUUCAGGGGUGCAGUCGGUUAUUGGGGAGUGGGUUUCAGUGCCCAACCGCAAAGUGCAAAGUGUCUAAAAGUUCUGAGCCAAGUGGGUGGUCUCUCGGUCUAGAGCAGUGAGAACUUCUCUUUCAUACCUCCCCAAGUCGAGCCAUGCUUUGGAGGCGAUGCCGGCGUAUGGGUUGCUCUUCAACUUUCCGGUGACGAGUAUCUGUCACCAGAGACACCGGGAGUCGCUUCUUGCCUGGGGAUCGUUCACGAACCCGAUGUCCAGCUUGCGUUCUGCGGUAGGACCUUGGAUUGGCUUGUUGGGCUGUGCCGACGGACUACCACCAGAUUUUGGUUGAUAUCCGUGAACCAGCUAAGCAGGCCGUCUUCGUUUGCAUCGUUCGGCCAUCCUGUCCACCCACUCCUUGUGAAAGAGGGCUACUGCCUUCCUCGCACUUCUGGAAUGUUGCCUGAGACGCUGUAUCAAGACCGACCACACCUCUGAAAUAUGCCUCGUGGAAUCCAGGAUUCCACGGAGCCCGACAAACAUAGUUCCGAGCUCCUCCCUGAGCACAAGGUCCACGUCCUUUCGAUUCUCGGACGAGUGCGCGAAGCCGCUAGUGUUGCGGAGCCAUGGACUUCAUUGGAGAGAGAAUGCUAUCGUUCGGGGCGGCGGAGUGGCUUCGGCGAUGGUGUUGUAGACGUGAUCCCAGAUCAGCGCAUCUUCAUGACAAGUAACAUUCUCCUUUCGACAUCGGGGCACAUUGCUGGUGCGACGCAGAGGGUCAUCAGUACUGAUGUAGACCCCGCUCAAGCUGUCAUCACAUCGGUUAUUGACCAACCCACGGGCUAUCUGCCAUGCUGACGGUAAGCUGCGCUU